ACAACACUGUUGCAUUGUGGGACAUGUGAUUGACGCGGCGGCCAUUUUCCCGCUGGACGCUGCUUCCCAUUGUGGAAACGAAGAAGAAAAUAAGAGACAAGCCAAACAUUUCUCCCCACUUCUACUCACUUUCCCCCCCAGGUGAUCUUUAAUAGCCAUGGCCCGUACCAAGCAGACCGCCCGUAAGUCCACUGGAGGCAAAGCCCCCCGUAAGCAGCUGGCCACAAAGGCUGCCCGUAAGAGCGCCCCAUCCACCGGUGGAGUCAAGAAGCCCCAUCGUUACAGGCCCGGUACUGUGGCUCUGCGUGAGAUCCGUCGUUACCAGAAGUCCACUGAGCUUCUGAUCCGCAAGCUGCCCUUCCAGCGUCUGGUGAGAGAAAUCGCCCAGGACUUCAAGACCGAUCUGCGUUUCCAGAGUGCUGCCAUCGGUGCUCUGCAGGAGGCCAGCGAGGCCUACCUGGUGGGUCUGUUUGAGGACACCAACCUGUGCGCCAUCCACGCCAAGCGUGUCACCAUCAUGCCCAAAGACAUCCAGCUGGCACGUCGUAUCCGUGGGGAGCGCGCUUAAACGCUCUCUUUUUAUCUUUCUCCUUUUCACCUCUUCCUGCCCUUCCUUCACAUGUCUGUCUCUCCGUCCCUCUGCCCCUCCCGCCCUCCUCCCUGUGUUAGUAGUGUGUAGAGGAAAACUGAUUAUAUUAUGGAUAAAGUGUAUGGUCGUGUUUUUCAUAGUGCUCUCGGCAGCAGGAUACUCUAGGGUACUUUUUCUGCAUGUACCGACUCUUUGGUGAUGAGGUCUCCUCAAGCACACGUCUCCUAGUUUGCACUGUCUGUGACGAUGGGAAGUUAAGGAUGUUUUGUGGAUAGAAUAAGGAAGAAAAAACUAGAACAUUGCAAAUUUGGGAGGGACAGACCGGAGGAGAGGUUGGGUCUGUGUCUGCUGGGAGACUCUGGUCUCUUCUCUGCAGCAGGGUGCUACAUGAACGCUCCCGGUCCUCUCCUCCUGCGCUCCAUCCUCUGCGGCCGCUCAGAAAUGUGCAGAGAGCAGCGUCAGUCAGGAAGGAUCAUCUGUCCCUGUUUGUGCAUGAGUGUCAGCUCUGAUCACCACAGCAUAUUGUAUACAACCCAUCAGAAUCUUCUGAAAUGUACGGUCAUCAUAUUGCUCUUUGCUUUCAUGCAUCGUGUUAGGUUUUUUAAGCACAGGAUUUGUUUUCCUACUUAAAACCAUUUGUUGAUGACAUGGAGAUGAGGGGCGGGGGGGAUACAUCAGAAUUAAAACACCUACAGAGAAGAACAAAACGAUUCGAACAGUUUGUUUUUUUCUACCUAAAUGUGAAGCUACUAACUCAUUUUGGCACCAAAGUCUGAUCCUCUUGUGGACGCUCUUUUCCUACCUGACAGAAGAGUUUAGCCUCUGUUUUUGUGAGGUUCAAAUUAGUUUCAUCUAAUUAUUUAAAGCCAAAGCUCGAGAGCCUGAGUUUGGUCUCACAAAUACUUUUGUAGCAGUGGCUUAUUUUCUAAUAAAGAGCGUUUUUAUGACAACGGUUGCUCUAGGUUUGUAAUGUAAAAAAACCAAAAGCUCUCAAAGUGUAAAAAACAAAUAACGGAUUGAAGUGUGAAACUGUUUAUAAAUCAGUAUUAAAUGACAAAUAAUGAGUUGUGUUUCUGUUCACGUCCCCCCUUUGCUUCUAGUUGUUCUCCGGAUCACUUGAUCGUCUGUUUGCUGUUUCUCAGGUUGACUCGUCACCUUUUUAACUUAAUUUGUAUUAUUUUUUGCUCAGUUUGAUUUCCUGUUUUUCUUUUUUGUUUCUUUUUUUUUUUGGAAAUGUUGAGGAUAAUGUUUCAAUUAAACAAUGUUUGUAAUUUCCAGAUUUGUCAUAUAAGGUGGUAAUAAAUGGAUGUUACACACACA
Molecule: messenger RNA, 1909 nt
Organism: Eleginops maclovinus (Patagonian blennie)
Lineage: Eukaryota; Metazoa; Chordata; Actinopteri; Perciformes; Eleginopidae
Product: histone H3.3A
Exons: 4
Coding region: 158-568 (136 amino acids)
Cellular component (GO): nucleus; nucleosome
Molecular function (GO): DNA binding; protein heterodimerization activity; structural constituent of chromatin
Source: RefSeq, a predicted model, not a curated record